Molecule: messenger RNA, 842 nt
Organism: Phragmites australis (common reed)
Lineage: Eukaryota; Viridiplantae; Streptophyta; Magnoliopsida; Poales; Poaceae
Product: HVA22-like protein f
Exons: 5
Coding region: 7-654 (215 amino acids)
Source: RefSeq, a predicted model, not a curated record
CUUUGCAUGGUAUCAGCAAGGAUGUCUUUCUUCUCCUCCUCCUCUAAUGUAGAAGUAUUAAAAACUGUCUACAGAGGUAUAAAACCAUCUGUGCGUCCCUUGUCACCUACACCGUCACAAAACGAGCAGGAGGUUAAAAAAAAAGCAUCGGAACAAGCUGCUCGCAAGUCGCUAAGACGAAUCAUGGGUGUUCUUGGUUCCCUUGCUAGACACUUGGAUGCUCUUGUUGGGCCAGGGAUCAUGCUGCUUUAUCCUCUAUACGCAUCGAUGCGCGCGAUAGAGAGCCCUUCUUCCCUGGAUGAUCAGCAGUGGCUCACCUACUGGGUCCUCUACUCCCUGAUCACCCUCUUUGAACUCUCAUGCUGGAAAGUUCUCCAGUGGUUCCCUCUGUGGCCGUACAUGAAGCUGCUCUUCUGCUGCUGGCUGGUGCUGCCCAUGUUCAACGGCGCGGCCUACAUCUACGAGGCGCAUGUCCGGCGCUACUUCAAGAUCGGCAGCUACGUGAGCCCCAACUUCAACGAGCGGCAGCGGAGGGUGCUGCAGAUGAUGAGCCUCGACGCGCGCAAGUCCGUCGAGCGCUUCAUCGAGACUCGAGGGCCAGACGCGCUGGAGAAGAUCAUCCGAGCGGCUGAAAAAGAAGCCAAGAGGGCCUAGUUUAGCGUGCGGUGAGCUGAAGGUAUCUAUUGUUUCAGGCGGGGUGAAAACACCUGAAGGCUGCCGUGUAUUUGCUGCUGAUGUGAUGCGUGUGUUUGAUCUGUUCGUUGGGCUUGGCAAGAUGCUAGUACUCCUGUACAGGAAACGUUUCCAUGAACAAAUGACGCACGAAGCUACAUAUUUGGUGU